ACACGAACCAAACGGAUUAAACACCGUGGUAAGUGGUAACUACUACUUGAUUGCGUGUAAAACAGUAUCUAAAGUAGAAACCGAGUGGUGCUUCUGCUGCUUGGUAUUCUCCCCCGAAAACCCUAACUUAAUCCCCUUUCUGUCAUGGCCAAACUCAACGACCCGCAGGAACCCGCCACAUUCCCCUCAAAGCGCAAGCCCGAUGAUCCAAUUCCCCAAGAACCCCUCAUCAAAACCCCAAAGCUCUCAACUUUCGACUGCAACAACAACUCAAUCAAUCACCUCACCGAUUCCGAACCUCUCGCCGAGAAGGAGAAAUCAGAAACCGAUGUCGUUCUAGAUAAGGAAGCUGGGAACGGCGACACUAAGCUUCGAAAUGACGUUGUCGACAAUGAUAAGGAACACGUGGUAGAAGAAGAGGAGUAUGAUGACGACGACGACGAAGACGAUGAGGAUGAUAAUGUGGAGGCUGAGGUGGACCGGAAGGGAAAGGGGGUUUUGCGUGACGACAAGGGCAAAGGGAAAUUGAUAGUAGAAGAAGAAGAUGAUGACGACGACGACGACGAUGAUGACAGUGAUGAUGAUUCGGACGUAGACGGCAUUUCCGGUGAUGACAGUGAUUUUUCCGAUGAUCCGCUUGCGGAGGUUGAUUUGAAUAACAUUCUUCCGUCAAGGACUCGGCGGCGGACGUUUCAACCUGGAUUGCACAUUCCCAGUAAACCCGUUGAUUUUGCCGCUGCUGCUGAUGAUGACGAUGAUGACGACAGCGACGCAUGAAGCUUGGCAGGUGGUCUUUUGCCAAUUGAAGUGUCAAUUGAGAGAGGGAGUGUUAAUGGAAACUAUGGCCAGUGAGGCUUUUUUAAGGGUUAUGUGUCUGUUUGACUACUCGCCAAUUUCGUACGAACAACUGAUUUUGCCUAAUUCCUUGAGAGAGAGAGAGAAAGAAAAAACGAAAAAGAAAAGAAUUUGAGAUGAAGAUGGCUCGGUGUCUCGGAAUAGAUGAUCCUUGAUGUUUGAGUUUUUGUUGUUAUUGUUGUUGAAGAACCUGAGGUGCCAUUUAGUUGUGGUGUGCUUGAAUGAAAUUUCAUGCCAUAAAGUUCUAAUUUUGUUCAUCAAUCUUGCAAGAACUUACUUUUCACUGGGCUUUUUGCCGGUUUGUACUUGUAUUGUUGAAAAUGAGUCUAAAUGUCUCUUAACAAUUUUUGUGCUCAUUGGUGUAAGAUUUUACUUAUUGAAGCACCAAUUAUAUACUUUGAAAACAGUUCUUGUGGGUACUGAUUAAGUGAAACUGCAAGGCUAGUUCUUCCGUGGUCAAAUUUUUGUUAACAUGGUUCUUGUCGAUUCAAGUUCACUGUAUGAAGCAUUUUAUAUCCGAAAUUGAACA
Arachis duranensis is the source of this 1384-nucleotide messenger RNA. RefSeq lists its product as uncharacterized. The record is from RefSeq and is a predicted model, not a curated record. The coding region runs from base 145 to 777 and encodes 210 amino acids. The transcript is spliced from 2 exons. NCBI's taxonomy places the organism in Eukaryota, Viridiplantae, Streptophyta, Magnoliopsida, Fabales, Fabaceae.